This is a messenger RNA of Cygnus olor (mute swan), 1970 nucleotides long. RefSeq names its product heat shock protein family B (small) member 8 (gene HSPB8). Gene Ontology annotation, biological process: cellular response to unfolded protein. The record is from RefSeq and is a predicted model, not a curated record. Gene Ontology annotation, cellular component: cytoplasm; protein folding chaperone complex; nucleus. Gene Ontology annotation, molecular function: protein homodimerization activity. NCBI's taxonomy places the organism in Eukaryota, Metazoa, Chordata, Aves, Anseriformes, Anatidae. The coding region runs from base 746 to 1348 and encodes 200 amino acids. The transcript has 3 exons.
ACUGUGGGGGUAUUUUUAACGGGUGACAUUGGGGCGAAAGCGAUGAGCUCUGGGGUUAUUUUUAGGCAGGGGCUGGGGCAGCUGCUGAAAACGCCAUGGCCCUGUGGCGGCUGGGAUCCUCGGGCCAGCGGGAGAGGUCAGCUGCCGCAGCCCAGAUUCUCCACGGCUGUUUCAUCCUCUCCAAAAUACUCGGCUGACAGGGCAGGAAUUGCAAAACACAGCCUCCCCCCUCCCAAAGCCGUAUAAAUAGCGCUCGCCCGGCGGCUGGAAGGUUACAGAAGUUUCUCGGCUCCGAGCUCAAGCAUUUAUUGCGGCUCUCACCCGGGAGCGGCGGGGAAGCUGCACCGUGAUUGUAGGAGAGAGAGGGGAGAGAUAAGCUUUUAAUCUUGGGAUAUUCGUGUUUGUUUGUUCUUUUUUCCUUCUCCAGCCGAGAAGUUUUAUUUUCCACCACCCGAUCCCUGGGACUGAAGCCAACCAGGAAGUUUUUUUUUUUUUUUUUUUUGGUCCAGAGAUCUCCUCCGUCCUUCCUGCACUUGCUUUUCAAGCACCGAAUGGUUCAGCCCUGAAUCGGGGUUCCUCCAUCGCCCUCCGCCUGGUGCCAGGGAGGGAGCAGCCCCCACCGCGCCCGCCCGAGCCCCCGCCCGCGUGGAUGCGCCUGCCCCGGGCCGGGCUCCCCGGGGAAUUUUGCAGCCAGGAGCAGCCCCACUGAGGCUCCGUGAGCCCCGAGCCGCUGGAGCGGCGAGCCAUGGCCGACAGCCAGCUGCCCUUCUCCUGCCAUUACCCCGGCAGGCGAAGCGUCCGCGACCCUUUCCGGGAGCCCGGCUUGACCUCACGCCUCCUGGACGAUGAUUUCGGCAUGUCGCCCUUCCCCGGGGACCUGACGGCAGACUGGCCCGACUGGGCUCGGCCCCGGCUCACCACCACCUGGCCAGGCCCGCUGCGUGCCGGCAUGGCCCGCGCCUCCGCCAUGGCCCCCGGCUACGGCGCCCGCUUCGGGGGGUACCCCGAGAGCCGCAGCCCCGUGCCCGCGUCCCGCGAGCCCUGGAAGGUGUGCGUCAACGUGCACAGCUUCAAACCCGAGGAGCUGACGGUCAAAACCAAGGACGGCUACGUCGAGGUGUCAGGCAAACAUGAGGAGCAGCAGGUGGAAGGAGGCAUCGUCUCCAAGAACUUCACCAAGAAAAUCCAGCUGCCCUACGAGGUGGAUCCCAUCACCGUCUUUGCCUCCUUGUCGCCGGAGGGGCUGCUGAUCAUCGAGGCACCCCAGAUCCCCCCAUACCAGCAGUACGGUGAGGGUGGCUGCGGCAGUGAGAUCCCCGUGGAGAGCCCCGAGGCCACCUGUGCCUGACGGCCCCCCCCGCACCCUGGCGGCCUCCUCUCUGCUCCCCGCUCCCCCCCGACCCCGCUCCCCGGUCCCCAGCGGGGUGGCCACUGGGCACAGCCUCUCCUGCUCGUGGGGACGGCAGCGCCCGCUGCUCCCCGGGACCAGCUGCCACGGCCACCAGGCCACCGUCACUGCGGUUUUGCGGCGGUCUGAUGCUCUGGUAGAGGGUUUUGUGUCCGUCAGACCGGGCAGAACGGGUGUCCUCGUUACAGUCCUUUUUUUUUUUUUUUUUUUUUUUUUUUGCUGUAAGGUGAGCAGGCGGGAUGUUUGUAAUGGUAGCAAAAAAGUGCCCUUUUCUCCUCUUAAAUUGAAGUAGAAUCCCGUGGUCCUGUGUCGUCGUCUUCUCUGUUUUUUUUUUUUUUUUUUUGAACUCCAUCUCCACAAACGGCCCCUCGCCAGCACGAAGGCACGUGUCCAGUGGCGGGGGCCAACAGCAUAUCCCUGCCCCCCGACAGCCAAACCCCCACCGGACCUGCUGAGAAAUGUAAACUGUCUGCAUGUUUGAACAUUUUUUUUUUCUUUUUCCAAAGAGAACUUGUGCUUUUACUUUUCAGACUUGAAGAAUAAAGAUGAGUUGAUGUUCUUA